AGAGAAAGGUUUGUGAAAAAUUUAAAGCACGGAAGCGUGAAGAUGUUUCGCGCCAGAGGAAUGAUAGUUGGAUGUGCGGGCGCAGGAAAAACAACUCUUCUUAGAACUCUUCACGAAAGGGCGAGAAAACAUAACGAUACUGCCAGUGCAGAGAAAAGAACUCUUCUUAGAAAGUUUGGAAGAAGACAGAAAACUGAAAAGGAUAGUGCAGGGUCAGAAAACGCGUUUCUUCUGACACAGCGUCAAGAUGCAGAAGGCAUGAAUGAAGAUAAACCAACUGAAUCAACCGUAGGUCUUGAGGUCCAUGAAGAUAUGUUUGUUAUUGAAGACAACAAGUUAAAAGAUUUUUGUCCCAAGGAAGCAAAUAGUGAAAACCAAUAUCUUGACAACAAAUUGAUAAGUAUGACGGACUUUGCCGGACAAGUGGCGUACUACGCAUGUCACCAGGUUUACCUUUCAAGGAGGGCGUUCUACAUCGUGGUGGUCGACAUGUCCAAGAAUCUGAAUGAAAUAUGUCGACUCUAUGACACAGAUCGUCACAACCCAGCAGGUUCCUUAUUUCACUCCUGGACUUACGGAGACUACUUCCAUUUUUGGCUGCAAACAAUUAAUACAUACUGCAGUGAUGGAAUAACACAAAGGGAUCUGAAAGACAGAACAGCCAUCAAAGACUCCACAGGGAAUGUCAAUCAUUACCCGGUUAUUCUUGUUGGCUCCCAUAAAGACAAGCUGGGCGGAAUUUUGCAAUUAUCGGGUGCAUUUUAUGGCCAAUUAGAAGCGAGUUUAUCUAAAGAACAAACUUUGAAAAGACUUAUAUCACCAUACCGAUAUUUCGAAGUAGAAUGUCCGCCAAAAAGAUUGAGUCCAAAACAGCAAAUUUCAAUUGAUCGGGUUAAGACAUGUAUCGCAGAAACUGUACAAAAGCUACCACAUUGGGGUGAAGAAGUUCCCCUGAAAUGGUUUGAACUUGAGAAAAGUCUUAACCAAAAGAAAGCAAACGGAGAAAAAGUCUUGAAGUGGUCAGAAUUGAAAGACACGGCGAAAGCCUAUUCUAUUGACGCAGAUAACCUUAACGAUGUUCUCCGUUUCUUGCACGAAAUAGGAAAAAUCAUAUACUUUUCUGCUGAUAAACUCAAGGAUACCAUUAUCAUUGAUGUUCAGUGGUUUGUUGAUGCAUUCAAGUACAUCAUAACUGACGAAAGACAUUUUGCUCGGAAAGACAACAUAAACGAACUUGUUAAUACUGGGAGAAUAACUGGACAGUACAUUGAACAAGUAUGGGAAAGUAUCAAAGACCUGUCUGCCAAUGGCAAAAAUGAAAAACAUCAGGAUUUCUUAUGGCAAUCUUAUUUAAAACAUAAAGAUGACAUUCUACUAUACAUGGACAAACUUGGCUUGGUGACAAGAAUUGAAGCACAAGUAAGCAUUACCAAUGGGGAAGAGGUGUAUUACAUCCCGAGUAUGAACCGAACCGAUCUUCCUAAUGACAAAAAAGAUGCUAUUAACCGAAAACAAAAAUCAGCAAUGAUGGUGUACUUCUUCAAAUCUUAUUUACCUCAUUUUUUCUUCUUUCGAUUGGUGGUUAAUUGUUUAAAGAAAUGGGAAGUUUUCGAUGAACAGUCAUUUUUUAAAAAUGCUGCAUUUUACAAAGCAGAAGAUGCUGGACAUUAUUUUGCCAUCGCCGUCAGCAAAACAUCAAUCCAACUGCAAGUUUUUACGCGUGACGAAACAGUAAAAGACGGAUGCGUCAAGAAAAUUAGGAAAAUAGUGGAGGAUAUGAUGAAGGAAAUUACAGAAACCUUUCACAAGGGAAUUAUAUACGAUAUGGGUUUUUCAUGCAAGGAUAUUAAAAUCGCAGAUGAAGAUGAAACAUUCUUUUUGAAAGAAUCUGAAAUAAUCCAGGAGGUUAGAAAUUCCAUGGAGAUGUCGUGCCCAAGACAUUUUCUCGAGUCUAACGAACACAUCAUUGAUACCAAUAAAAUACGUAUGUGUUUGUUAGAGAGAAAUUAGACUUUGUCUUCAAAGGAGAAUUAGAACCUAUUUUACAGAGCUAAAAUACUUUUUUAGUUAUUUAAGAUAGGUUUGUGCUUCUGUACAUAAAACACUAUUUUUCAAGUGAAAAGAAGUGAGAAGAGAUACACAAGCAAACUAUAUUUAGGAUACUUUGGCAUAACACUCGAAGCUUGCAGUGACGGAUUUUCACCAGGUGAAACCUGGUGAGACAUUGGAAACUUUCAUAUGAACGAGUUUUAAAAUAAUUAUAUGACUUUUUAGGUGCACACCAUCUCUUUGUGCAUAUGUAAAAAGUUAAUACAUUACAGAAAGUUGCUUUUAAGUGUAUUGUGAUGUAAUGUAAGUUAUAAUCUCUGAUUUUGCAAGGUCAUACUUUAUGCAUAUUAUUCCCCUACCUUCAAAUAACUCUAAAUUUUUAUUUGGACAUUUUUAAAAUAUAUCAUAACUUUGAAUUAAAGAGGGAUAUAAGGUAAGUGUCUCAAUUGGCCCCACAAAAUGAAUAUCGUAAUUUUACUUUAUCUAUAGCUUUAAGGAUUCCCAUCCCUAAUGAGACGAAAUUCACUGCCCUUAAAUGUCAGUCAAGUACAUAAUACUCUUAUAUUAAAAUAAAGUAUUUUAAAAAUGAAAAGGAUUGACCGCAAGAAAGUUUUGAAAAUUUCAUUUAUUAAGCAGUAGUUAAUUAACAAAGAUUGCAUUGAAGCCUAUGGGGAAAAGCAUUUUUUCAAAAUAAAAAUUUAAAUACUUUGAAUAUCAAUAAAUCCUACGGCGUAAAGAUGCAUCGAAACAUUGAAAAUAGAAUGACAAUUGAAAACAAUUUUUUACCAGUUACAAUUUUUUUAAAUUGAUUUUUUUUUAAUUAAAAAAGGGGAUAUAGCUUAUCAAAAUUCAAGGUUGUAAACUAGGACACAUCCCACUAUUCAAACUAAUAGUAAUAAAUGGGAAGUAUGUCUAAAUAAACUGAGUAUCCAAUGUCUACUUAUCUGUUAUGUAAUUAUUUAAUUUCAUUGAAUUUGAUCCAAUAUGGGAUUGAAUA
Messenger RNA from Saccostrea cuccullata (small rock oyster), 3046 nucleotides. RefSeq names its product probable serine/threonine-protein kinase pats1. The record is from RefSeq and is a predicted model, not a curated record. The transcript is spliced from 4 exons. Lineage: Eukaryota; Metazoa; Mollusca; Bivalvia; Ostreida; Ostreidae. The coding region runs from base 43 to 2010 and encodes 655 amino acids.